Molecule: messenger RNA, 905 nt
Organism: Acanthoscelides obtectus
Lineage: Eukaryota; Metazoa; Arthropoda; Insecta; Coleoptera; Chrysomelidae
Source: the annotation of a GenBank genome assembly
AUUAAGAGAUAUCGACGUUGCCACGUUGUCAACAAUACAAGGUUUAUUAUUCCGUAUAAGGUCCAAUUUCGACGUAAGAUAAAUUUCUGUAAAUCAAACGUCAUGCUUAGCGACUGAAAAUAUACAACACGUCGUUCAGAUAAAAUGAUUAAUUGCACUUUGUGAGUAUUUGGUAAAGAUGUUCUUGUCUAUCUGGCAAUGUUGCUUGAAAGUUGUCAAUAGUGUCAUAAUCACAAUGUCAGAUGACAGCUGUGAAUAACCUCACAAUAUUGCUGGGCAACAUUUUAAAUGUAUCCUUUAGUUUUCAAUAUUUAAAUACCUUUUCAUACUUGUCGCUUCUAAAAAGUUAGUGAGGUGCUCAUAUAAUUACCAUGAAUUUCCUGAACUCUGUGGUACGAAAAGUGUCUCAAACUAUAAACCUGGGGGUAAACAUCACACAGAAGACAUCCCUGGAUCUUCCAUCAGUAGUUUCUAGAUUAUCUAACUUAGCAAUUCAAGGAAGAGGUAUGGCGACACUAAAUCAAAUGCAUAGAACUGGCCCACAUAUCAAACCAAGGAUACCAAAGCGACCUUUAGAUGGAAACCCUUUCAUGAAGGGAGUUGUCUUAAAAACAUUGAUAAAGAAACCAAAGAAACCUAAUUCAGCUAACAGAAAGUGUGUUUUGGUUAGGCUUUCUAAUGGCAAAGAAAUGGUGGCUUACAUACCAGGCAUUGGACAUAAUUUACAGGAACACAACAUUGUCCUGUGUAGGGUAGGAAGAGUUCAGGAUUGUCCAGGUGUAAAGUUGAAAUGUGUUAGGGGGAAAUAUGACUUAGGACAUGUAAUUGUUAAUAGAAAGUAGUUAUAUAUACAAUGUGCAAAUAAUUUCAUAAGUGAACAUUUUAUUAAAUGUUUUAUAAAUCUA